GUUGUCAUUGUUUAUUUACAUUUUUUUGGUUACAUCGUUUUAGUUUCAUUUGGAUUUUGAUCCUUUUUUUUUAAUGCAUGUAAAACAAACAGUUUUUGUUCUUAAUAAUUAUUGGAUACUUGUGUAAUAUCUAUAUGUGUGAAUACGAUCAGCUGAUGAGUUGUAUGUAAUGUGAAAAACAAGGUCAGCAAACGCCAUCUAUAAAACGUGAAAAAAGGGUACCUGUAGUUUAAACUUCACUUGUAAAAUUGGUCCUAAAAGCAGGAAGAAAUAUGACUGGUUGAUAAGCUAGAUAUCUAUGUCCACAUAAGCUAAAAAAGAAGAACAAUCAUGGAUUCAAAGAAUACAUGAAGUAGGGUUAAAACAAAAUUAUUUUUGAAAAUUUUGUUGUAACUUUUUACAUAAACGUGUAAAAGCAACAAAAAAUAAAUAAAAAUGACUACAUUACGACCAUUCACUUGUGACGAUAUGUAUAAAUUCAAUAACGUAAAUUUAGACCCUUUAACGGAAACUUACGGUCUUUCUUUUUAUAUGCAAUAUUUAGCGCAUUGGCCAGAGUAUUUCCAAGUUGCAGAAUCACCGAGUGGAGAAAUAAUGGGUUACAUUAUGGGAAAAGCUGAAGGUAUCGGAGAAAAUUGGCACGGACAUGUUACAGCAUUAACGGUAUCUUCAGAUUUCAGAAGAUUAGGCUUGGCAGCUUCCCUAAUGAACUUUUUAGAAGAAGUUUCUGAAAAAAAACGAGCUUAUUUUGUGGAUUUGUUUGUAAGAGUAAGCAACAAAGUUGCUAUUAAAAUGUAUAAUAACUUGGGGUAUAUUGUGUAUAGGACAGUUUUGGAAUACUACUCUGGUGAUCCGGAUGAAGAUGCUUUUGAUAUGCGAAAAGCUUGUUCUAGGGAUGUCAAUCAGAAAUCGGUGAUACCUUUGGCCCAUCCAGUUAGACCUGAAGAAGUCGAUUAACAGUUUACUAAUUAAUUUAAUAAAUUUUGAUACAAUAAAUCUAAAAACUAA
Messenger RNA from Diorhabda sublineata, 1008 nucleotides. RefSeq names its product N-alpha-acetyltransferase 20 (gene Naa20A). Gene Ontology annotation, cellular component: NatB complex. NCBI's taxonomy places the organism in Eukaryota, Metazoa, Arthropoda, Insecta, Coleoptera, Chrysomelidae. Gene Ontology annotation, biological process: N-terminal peptidyl-methionine acetylation. Gene Ontology annotation, molecular function: protein-N-terminal amino-acid acetyltransferase activity. The transcript is spliced from 6 exons. The record is from RefSeq and is a predicted model, not a curated record. The coding region runs from base 436 to 957 and encodes 173 amino acids.